CUUCUCCGUUCCCCUAAAAAAAACAAAAAAAAAGACCAUCUUUUCUCCGUGAGCUCUUCUCGCUCGCCACCGCCGCCUCAGCUUCCGCCUCCGCCUUCGGCUCCCUUAGCCAUGGCGGCUGCUGCUGUGCCUGGGGCUUCCAAGGUCGGGCCUCUUGAGGAGAAUGACGAGAAUAGCAAGCUGUUUCCAGUGAGCGAGCUGGGGUUGUUGGCGUUUCUGAAGGCCGUGUCAGAUGCAUCUGUUAGUGGAAUUACAAUGCUCAAUGUACACAGUGCCGUUUGCGUUAUUUUCUGGGCAAAAACUCCUGUGAACGCCGUACUGAAGGCUGCAAUGGUUGGACUUCCAUUCUCGGUUUUCCCGAUUUUACUACUCACACGCAGCAUCAUGAAGCUGGUUGUGCAAGGUGGUUGCAAUCUGGAUAUGGGUGCCACGCUCGUGCUUCUGGAAUUUAUAUACUUUGGUGUUGAAGUCCAUUCAUGUCUGUUGUGUUGGUUCUGUGUCUUUAAAAUGGAUAAAUUUGGGAGUAACGUGUUGAACUGGUUGCUACGGAAGUUUAUUGAGCUAACCUGGUACUUGUAUGAAUUUGGAUGAAUUUUGCUGGAUGAGAGAUUGUUGCAAUGCUUUGGAAGCAAAUGUAUGUUAGGGAUAGCGGCAAAGUUAUU
Messenger RNA from Brachypodium distachyon (stiff brome), 662 nucleotides. RefSeq lists its product as uncharacterized. The record is from RefSeq and is a predicted model, not a curated record. The transcript is spliced from 3 exons. Lineage: Eukaryota; Viridiplantae; Streptophyta; Magnoliopsida; Poales; Poaceae. The coding region runs from base 112 to 591 and encodes 159 amino acids.